Messenger RNA from Caenorhabditis remanei, 1026 nucleotides. RefSeq lists its product as uncharacterized. NCBI's taxonomy places the organism in Eukaryota, Metazoa, Nematoda, Chromadorea, Rhabditida, Rhabditidae. The coding region runs from base 1 to 1026 and encodes 341 amino acids. The transcript is spliced from 3 exons. The record is from RefSeq and is a predicted model, not a curated record.
AUGACGUCAGCACUCGACGACGUGGAUUGUUGGCUUCAGAAGAAUUUUCGAAUCGUCGGAGCGUUCUCGAUUGAUACGAAAGGGGAUAAUGAGACGAUAUGUUACGGGAUAUCGACGAUCGAUGUGAAAGUCGGACAACUGAUUGUUGUGAUGAGCGAGGGACAGAGUGCACAGAAUUGCACGCCGUCGAUUUAUGGACCGAUUCCGAAUAUUUUGAAUAUAAAAAUGUUCAUCGACGGCACACGGAACUCAUCAACACGCCGCAUGGAACUCGCCUACCGUAACCCGGGCGGUCAUCUCGGCGUCCAAUUUGAAUUCCAUCGUCGUACGGUGAUUUCGAAGAUUCAGAAGACUGUCGAGCAUAUGCUUCGACUCAAUCGUUUGUCGUACGCCCCCCUGUCUCUGCAUCACUUUUUCACGCCUACAGUAUACCUGCCACCUGCCACGUGGCAAUAUCAGAAAAUGGAAGAAAAGAAUGGGAAGACGUCGGAUGAUGAUGGGGAUCAGUGGUCGAUAUCGUGGCUUCUUGUGUUGUCUGUCAUGCCAAUGAUAUUCUUUGGCGUCGUCGUUUCAUGCUAUAUUGUUAUUCAACCGCGCGGCGGUUUGACGUACACAGACGAGGAGAUUGACUUCACAAUACAAGAAGUGGAUAGUGCGAGUCGCGUCAACGUGCCCCAGCCGAUGAUGAUUCACUCUUUUAAAACGGCACCCAUAUUCUAUGCUCCUGGAGCCUCCACGUCUUCUAAAUCCACGACGUCAUCUGAAGAUCAUACGGCUGUGGAGCCCCAGCCGCCACCAGAAGUUGCUCCAAAAACUGCGAUUCCGUUGGAAAAAGAGCCGGAGCCCACUGUCGUGGUUCCAUCUGAAGAGAAGUCGACGCGGACGAUGCGGCUCCCAGUGGCUCCGCCCCCAACUUCAUCACCACCACCACCACCACCGUCGGGUCAUCAGAAUCCCAAUCUGACGACGACGACGUCGACGGCGGGAACGACGGAGACGUUAUCGUUGAGAACUGGAAGGGAUUGA